This is a messenger RNA of Plasmopara halstedii, 171 nucleotides long. RefSeq lists its product as uncharacterized. The record is from RefSeq and is a predicted model, not a curated record. The coding region runs from base 1 to 171 and encodes 56 amino acids. Lineage: Eukaryota; Oomycota; Peronosporomycetes; Peronosporales; Peronosporaceae. The transcript is spliced from 2 exons.
AUGCCCCGUACGGUAGGCACUCAGACACUGUCAUCGACCUUCAAACAGGAGGAUCGUACAACUUGCGACUUGAUCGCUUGGGUUCACUGGGUUUUCCAUUCUCUCAUGCCGGAUUCCCAGCUUCAGCUGUUUUCCGGUUUAGUAAAGAUUAUAUUGAAAACAAAGACAUAG